GGAGUGGAGCGGAGCGGUAACCAGAGCGCAGCGCCGCUGUGUCCGGGCACUGCGGCUGGAGCGGCGUGAGAGCGGCGUGUGCGCGUCACAAGCAGCCCACAGUGUCCCUCUGUCACCCCCUGCUGUCCCCGCUCACGUCCUCCCGACCCCUCCUCCAGCGCAGAGCCGAGUUCCAAGCGCAUAGGUCCGCACGGAGGAGCAGCAGCGUGAAGCCGGGGUGGAAGGACGCACGGGCAUGACGCAGCCGACGCACGGAUCGCUGUCUGGAGGAACACCGCGUUAAAGCAGCUUUUGGAUUAUCUGAGGCGGAUUAUAUUUUCCAGUGGUGGGUCUGGGUGGGGAGCGGAGCGCGGGCUGGAGAGAGGUUGGAGCGGGCCGGUGAUGCAGCAGAGGUGCACCGGGCAGAAGCAGCCAGAGUGGGAGCAGGUGGAGGGCCAGACCGUCGCUCUCCAGCCGCCGCUCCGCCCCUGUCCAGCUGCAUAGGCGCUGGUAUCGACGUUUCCCCCAGUUUGACCCGAGCCAGAUGCGCCAUGACGUUUCCAGUCGCCCUUAUGACAGCGCGUUUCACGUUUCAGGUUUGGCUCUGCACCUAAACGCACGGGAGGAGGAUGGAUUUACCCCUAGAAGAGAUUACUUCUAAAUAUAGAUAUAGGAAAUAUUUAGUAUAAGGUAGUAUCAGUAUCUUAGUUAUUAUGAGUGGGUUGUUCAUAGAAUAAAUCCAAGUCAGUAUGUGUUAUUAUAAUGUUACAGUGACAUUUUAAGACAAGUAAAAAGACCCUAGAGUGAUAUUAGUAGCCAGAUGGUUUGGACAGAAGCCACAACACAAAGUUUAAUAGCCAGUUUGCAAUGUUAGUGUAGCACUGUAGAACUUAAAGCAGUCUAUAUGUAAAACCUGCACAUGUCAGCUCCGUUACUCAUCUCCUUGGAUAUACUUUUUGGCCACAGAAAGGUUUGUUUUGACUGACAUAGCUGCAUUACACAGGCUAAAAACUUGAAUUAGAAGUGACUGGACAUACUUCUUCUUAGAUUUUUCUGUUUUUGCACGAGCUUUCCUAAGUAUUGCAUUAUUUUAAAGCCAAACGGUACAGAUUUACAUCAAGUCAUAUGUGAAUAACUGGGAAUGUCAACUCUGUCGCCUGGAUCUUAUGUUGUUUGAUAUAUUUUCUGGACUUGGAUCUGCUCAUUUUUUCAAACAUUGACACAUUUUUCAUUUUGCCAAAUUUAAAUUCGUAUUGACUGAACCUUAAGAUACAGUGUGAAGCUUAGAGGCAUUUCAAGUCAUAUUUGAACACCUGUUUACGUCAACUCUGUCACCUGGAUCAUACAUUAUUGGAUAUAUUUUCUGCACUCGGACUAGUUUUGAAGUUUGGAUUUUUGCCUGCAGUUUCAUACUUUUUAGUGAAACUCAACAUACGGCGUAAAGUCUAGAAUGUCAAGUCAUAUCUGAACACCAGGUUACAUCAUUUGGAUCACCUGGAUUACACCUAUCGCCCGGUACCUGUGGACGUCACCAUGUUACCAGGUGUGGGCGUGUUCGGCACCAGCCUGACGGCGCGGGUCAUUGUGCCGCUGCUGCAGAAAGAGGGCUUCAGCGUGCGGGCUCUGUGGGGGCGGAGCCAGGAGGAGGCGGAGGAGCUGGCGCAGGAGAUGGGUGUGGCCUUCUACACCAGCCGUAUCGACGACGUUCUGUUGCACCAGGACGUGGACCUGGUCUGCAUCAACCUGCCCCCUCCCCUCACGCGCCAGAUCGCCGUCAAGACCCUCGGUAUCGGUAAAAACGUGAUAUGCGACCGCACCGCCACCCCAUUGGACGCCUUCAGGAUGAUGUCAGCGGCGCAGUACUACCCCAAACUGUUGAGCAUAAUGGGAAAUGUGCUGCGCUUCCUGCCUGCCUUCGUCCGCAUGAAGGAACUGGUGGAGGAGGGAUACGUGGGUGAGCUGUUGGUGUGUGAGGCUCAGGUGCACAGUGGCAGUCUGCUUGGGAAGAAGUACAACUGGAGUUGUGACGACCUGAUGGGAGGGGGCGGCCUGCAUUCAGUGGGCAGUUACAUCAUCGACCUGCUGACCUUCCUGACCAGCCAGCGCGCCAUCAAGGUCCACGGCUUCCUCAAGACGUUCGUCAAGCAGACCGCCCACAUCUGCGGCAUCCGUCAAAUCACCAGCGACGACUUCUGCACCUUCCAAAUGGUGCUGGAGGGCGGGGCCUGUUGCACAGUAACGCUAAACUUCAACGUCCCGGGAGAGUUCCGCCAAGAGGUGAUCGUCGUAGGAACAAUUGGCCGGCUAACGGUGUCUGGCACAGAUUUGUAUGGACAGAAGAACGUUGGCGCACCAGAACUUUUGCUCAAAGACUCCACACCGCUUGAAAAGUCUGCUUUUCCAGAGAAGGCGUUCAGCGACAUUCCGGCGCCGUAUCUGAUCGGGACAAUUCGGAUGAUCCAAGCGGUCCGGGAAGCAUUCCAGGAUCAGGAUGACCGCCGGACAUGGGAUGGGAGGCCUCUCACUAUGGCAGCAACAUUCGAGGACUGCCUGUACGCUCUGUGCGUGGUGGACACCAUCAAGAAGUCCAACCAGAGCGGAGAGUGGCAGAGCAUCGCGGUGAUGACGGAGGAGCCCGAGGUCAGCCCCGCCUACCUGAUCAGUGAGGCCAUGAGGCGCAGUCGUAUGUCCCUCUACUGUUAGCACCAGACCGAGCUGUGAAUGUCAGCUGAGGGGGAGAGGAACCGGAGGAACCAGGGGAGAUGUUUGGCUGUUCACACCUGGAGUUAGCAAUGUUUUAAGGAGGGGUUUAAGGAGAACAAUGCCACGCAAAAUGUCAAAUUUACCACAAUUAUUAACCAUUAUGUAGUCAAGUUUUUCAUACCAAAUUGAAUUAAAUCCACAUCUAAAACUGCAUUACUUAAAGAUGCACUGUGUAACUUUCCUGGUGGACGGUCUGCCACCAUGUUUCCAUAUGUUUAUGGGUUUCAAACUAACAAUUCCUUUCUGGUUUGAAGGAUCCCGUGAGGCCCCUCCACCAAAAGAUAUAAUAUUUUGAUUUGAAAUGCUUAAUUAUACGGAGGACGGUUGCCAUAGUUUGAAACCUAUGAAUAGAUAUUGGUACUUUUCCGUUUCGAGAAAGUGUGCCAUAGGGGAAGGAGGGGGUAAGAGACAGAUUACCCUAUUGAUUACAUUGGACUACCAAGAAAUAUCCAAAAAGUAAAUCCACAAAUGUUGAACCUGAUCAUUUCUCAGUGACCAGACCCCAAAAGCUACAUAUAACCAUAUUAUUUUAGCUUCCCCUCAUGUGUAUUAAAUAUUAUUGCCCAAUAGAAUGUUUUGAUGUCAUCUGUAACCCAUUUUCCUGUUUUUCAGAUGAUAUCACAAUGUUCUAUUAACAGAUAAAAUGUUAUACAAAUCGGGACAGUUAAAAUUCAGAUUGUAUAAAUGCAGGUUUUGGUGUUUGUAUGUGAGUUCUAGGGUGUAGCUGUAGUAGAAAUGAUCAAGUUUAACAUUUCUGCAUUACCUUUUGGACAUCCCACGGGAAAGUACAAUGUAAUCAGUAGGUCCUGGCUCUUGUCCCCCGUCUGAGAGUAUGACAUCAUCACAUUGUAGCAUCUGAAAACCACCAAUUGUGCUUUGAAUAGUUCCGCAGUAUAACAUUAAGCAUAUCUCACCUGACAAGUGACACCACCAGGCCGAGUUACGUGUCAGAUCUGUGGAGAGGCGACCCCACUCACAGUAAGAACGCAUGUUUUUCCAAGAUAUAGACUAAUCCAGGUAUGUUUGGAUGUUCACACGCAACAUUGUACCAUUAAAAAGUUGAAAAUAUGUCUCUUUAAAAUAUAUGCAAGCAAUUUAUCCUGUCAAUGCUUGUUAACUUCAGGUGUGAAUGCAACUUUAACCAAAAUAGCUAAACAUAAAAUAAGAAAAAAUCUAAUUAAAAACUGACUACCAUCUCUCCAUCACAUGCUGCCUCUACAAUAGACAAAGAACUGUCCUAUAGAACUGCACAUAAAAGAUACUACUGCUGCGCCCCCAUUUAAACCCACGGACCUGUCUGGAUCAAUGGCUGCUGUCCGCUGGGUUGUUUACACUGAAUAUGAACCAAUGGCUGCUGUCCUUACUGUGAUGUCAGACUGCUGUAUAUGUCAUGUGCAGAGGAGAGAGGAUGGGACAGGGCGCAGGUGAGACGGGAAAUUAUUGUGUAAUAAUGAAUAUUAUUUGAGUUUGGUUAUUGCUUUUUUAAGUAUUCUGAGCGAUGUGUCCAAGUAAGUUCCCUUCAAAUUUUUCAACAUCUGAAAAAAUAAAAGAUAUAUAUUUAAGCGAAAAAAUAACCUACAAAUGGGAAGUUUUUGGGUUUUUUUUUGUCUUUCAGUGAAAUUUAAAAAUGAAACAAGUCUUAAAAGCUAAACUAAAACACUGACUUAAAGCAGAACUAAGUAACUUCACUUGAAAUAAGGCAGGAGGUCACAUACAAAAAAUAUAGAACGUUGCCAAAUAUAUAAAAAAGAGCCAGUGUUUCCCAGGAGAAAUCUCACUGGGGUGGAUUUGGACAUGUUCCAAGGCUGGUUUUCCUUCAAACAGCCUGACAAUACAUGUUUAUGGACUUACAAUGACAUUUAAAUAAGUUAAAUGUUACUUUGUUGUGCUUAAAAAAAUAUUAGAUUAAUAUUUGUAAUUUAAGAUGGUUUUAACUUAAAGGGCCCGUAUUACGCUAUUUUCUGAUCUGUUAUAAUGCUGUUUCCUCAUCAAAAACAUACCCAGAGUUGUUUUUAAACGUUUGUAUUUAUUUAUGUAAUUCUGGAUUUUGUGGAGUUUGCAUGUUCUCGCUGUGUCUUGGUGGGUUUCCUCUUUGGUCAAUAUGCCAAUCCUACAGUUAGGUACUCGCCUCACCAGAUCUGAGUCUGGAGAUGGGUCCCCAGCCCAUAGCAGCAUAGGAUGGGAGAAAUGGAGAGGUUAAAUCUACGUACUUGUGCUCUAUGUGGCUUUGAUGGCUACACACUUGACUUUGACUGUUAAAAUCCAAAGUACACCAAAUAUAAUGUAACUAAUCCAUGUGGUAUAAAAAUAGUGUCACAACAGCUCAAUUACGUUUCCCUCUGAUCAAUAAAAGUGAAAGAACAUCCCUGAUCCCGCCCCCUGCCCAUAUUUGGACACAUCCUCUCUCCAUGUGGUGUGCUGAAGUACUACCUGUGUAUUGUCUACUGCAACUGUACAUAGUAUGAACAUAUGAUCAACUGCGAUGUGUUUAAGUCUGUAUGUUUAUGUGCUGUAGCCUGGGACAUGUUAUUUAUUUGAAUAAAGUGACUAGG
Molecule: messenger RNA, 5294 nt
Organism: Periophthalmus magnuspinnatus
Lineage: Eukaryota; Metazoa; Chordata; Actinopteri; Gobiiformes; Gobiidae
Gene: gfod1
Product: glucose-fructose oxidoreductase domain containing 1
Exons: 3
Coding region: 1513-2682 (389 amino acids)
Molecular function (GO): nucleotide binding
Source: RefSeq, a predicted model, not a curated record